Molecule: messenger RNA, 603 nt
Organism: Aspergillus aculeatus ATCC 16872
Lineage: Eukaryota; Fungi; Ascomycota; Eurotiomycetes; Eurotiales; Aspergillaceae
Exons: 2
Coding region: 1-603 (200 amino acids)
Source: RefSeq, a predicted model, not a curated record
AUGGAUGUCCAGCAACCAUCAGACGCGCCCGAGUCCUUGUCCUACGCUACCAUGAAGGAGGAGCUCCUUAGUGUUGAUCCAUAUCAAAGACUAGGAGUAAGUGUUGGGAGGCGCAUGAUGGCUACAGGUGCUACUGCCUUUGGCGUAGGCUUGUGUCUCGGAUUCUCCAAAGGCAACACCACGUCGGCCUAUCGUUUCCGUGCGGAGAACGCUCAUCGACAGCCUUUGACCUCAAUGGCGUGGUGGCAAUACCAUAAGACUCGGAGAUAUGUUGCUACCGUCGCAGGCAUGCGAGAGGGAUUUAGAAUGGGAUCCAGGUUAGGCGGCAGUGCCAUGGUCUUCACCGUCUUUGAGGAUAUCGUGGACAAUGCCCGACACGGCCAACGGGAUUUUCUGUCGACGGUUGUAGCAGGCUUGUCAUUCUCCGGCAUCUACAGCCUCUUAGCCCGUCAUGAUGUCUUCACUGCAGCCCGUACCGCCAAACUUGGUCUGAAAUUAGGCCUGACAUACGGACUGCUUCAAGACGGCCUUGCAUACUUGAAGGGUAACCCGCCCGCCUAUGUCAAAUUUAUCAUGGGCAAACCUCAAUCGAAGGCCGAGUGA